This is a messenger RNA of Aptenodytes forsteri (emperor penguin), 1347 nucleotides long. It is a transcript of the gene GRB14, whose product is annotated as growth factor receptor bound protein 14. Bases 1 to 1347 code for a protein of 448 amino acids. Gene Ontology annotation, cellular component: cytoplasm; plasma membrane. NCBI's taxonomy places the organism in Eukaryota, Metazoa, Chordata, Aves, Sphenisciformes, Spheniscidae. The transcript has 13 exons. Gene Ontology annotation, biological process: negative regulation of insulin receptor signaling pathway; insulin receptor signaling pathway. The record is from RefSeq and is a predicted model, not a curated record.
AUGAGUUUGUCUUCAAGAAGAGUAACAUUGCCUGCAGUUAUGCCAAUAACUCUACAGAAAUGGGUAAUUAAAGUGCAUAGUGAAGACGAUACUAGCAGAGCUCUGGAAGUACCAAGUGAUAUAACAGCCAGGGAUGUAUGUCAGCUGUUGAUAUUGAAGAACCACUAUAUUGAUGACCACAGCUGGACUCUGUUUGAACAACUUACCCACACAGGUUUAGGAAGAGCUAUAGAGGACCAUGAAUUAGUGAUGGAAAUCCAGUCAAAUUGGGUAAUGGAAGAGGAAAACAAACUAUAUUUUAGAAAAAAUUAUGCCAAGUAUGAGUUUUUUAAAAAUCCACUGAGUUUUUUUCCAGAUCAUAUGAUAUCUUUUCCAAGUGAGACCAAUGCAGCUGUAAACCACUCUGGGAUAUUACAGAUGUUCCUAAGCUCCAGCACAUAUCCUGAGAUUCAUGGUUAUUUGCAUGCAAAGGAGCAGGGAAAAAAAUCGUGGAAAAAAUUGUACUUUCUUUUGAGAAGAUCUGGCCUUUAUUUUUCCACUAAAGGUACCUCUAAGGAGCCAAGGCAUCUGCAGUUUUUCUGUGAAUUCAGCAAUAGUGAUAUGUACAUGUCUUUGACAGGCAAAAAGAUUUCUGGAGCACCAACAAACUAUGGAUUCUGCUUUAAGCCUAACAAAUCAGGAGGAACCAGAGACCUGAAACAGCUCUGUGCAGAUGAUGAACAAAGUAGGACCUGUUGGAUGACAGCAAUUAGGUUGCUUAAGUAUGGGAUGCAGCUGUAUCAGAAUUACAUGCAACCAUAUCAAGGUAGAAGUGGCUGCAGCCCUUUGAAUAUAACACCUAUGAGAAGCAUUUCAGAAAAUUCUUUAGUAGCAAUGGAUUUCUCAGGACACAGAAGCAGAAUUAUAGAAAAUCCAACAGAAGCCCUUUCAGUUGCAGUUGAAGAAGGAUUAGCAUGGCGGAGGAGAGGGUGUCUACGACUCAACUCACAUGGUAGUCCUAUUGCCAUGUCUAACAUGGCUAUACAUAGAUCUCAGUCAUGGUUUCAUCAUAAAAUCUCUAGAGAAGAGGCUCAGAGACUUAUUUUGCAGCAUGGACUUGUAGAUGGGGUAUUCCUGGUACGUGAUAGCCAAAGUAACCCCAAAACAUUUGUAUUGUCAUUGAGUCAUGGAUUAAAAAUAAAGCAUUUUCAAAUUGUACCAUUGGAAGAUGAUGGGAAGCUAUUCUAUACCCUUGAUGAUGGUCAUACCAGAUUUACUGAUCUCAUCCAGCUAGUGGAAUUCUACCAACUUAAUAAAGGAGUACUGCCUUGCAAGUUAAAACACUAUUGCGCACGAAUUGCUCUUUAA